This is a messenger RNA of Symbiodinium sp. CCMP2592, 6750 nucleotides long. NCBI's taxonomy places the organism in Eukaryota, Dinophyceae, Suessiales, Symbiodiniaceae. The record is from the annotation of a GenBank genome assembly.
AUGGCGAGCCGGAUGCCUAGCUGGCGGCGAACUGGAGCCCGGGCUCGCGAGUCCCACUUUGAUGGGUUGGAGAAGGGUGCCUGGGUGGAGUUUCCUGGGUAUGACAACAGGGGCCGGCAACAGGGACACGUGAUUGCCUACCUGGUGGAGACAGGCGACGACCGGCAAAUGAAAAGCGGCCGGAUCUUUGAGAGCCAUGUGGUGGCGAUCCAGGACGGCUACUACGACUACUGGGUGGAGCAGACUUAUGGAGCUUACACGCUCGACCGGGUUGUUCCUUUGCACUUUUGUGGAAGCCCGCAGUCCAGCUGCAGAGAAAGCACCAUGUACCGGCACCCCAUCCACGUCGAUGUGUUCAGGCUGUUGGGGAUGGACCAGGUGCUGCAGAAGCGCCGGGUUUGGGUGGUCUUCAGCCUGAUCAAUGCUGAUCCCACAGCUUUGGGGGUGCAGACCGGCUUGCCCGGCGUGGCUGGGCUUGCAGAGGCCUUGGGAUCGCCAGGGCAGGCUGCAGUCAACGAGGCAGCCGAGCAGAAGAAGAAGGAGAAAGAGAAGCGGUGCUCGGAGCUCCUCGCCCAGGCCCACGGAGGGGUGAUGGCCAGCAACGAAAGGGCCAAGCUGCCGGCAGUGGCGUGGGGGUACUUCCAGCUGAUUUACCUCACGGCGCACCCGGCGGUCGAGAUAGGGGCCAGGAACUUCAAGGAGCUCUCGCUCAAGGCGAUCGAGCUGGCCCACCUGCAGGGCAACUGGACGCAAGCCGAGCAGCUGGAGUUGGUCAAGACCGGAGAAUGGUCGGCGAUGUUCCAGCAGGAGCUGAAGGCAGCCCAGCAGGAGGUUCGGACCGACUGGUCUCUCAGGCAAGGGCCAAGGAGAGCGCCCCGAUGGGAGGGGCGAUCGUGGUGGACCGAGACGGCGGCCGACGAGGGCGCUCCAGGAGCAGGCGAGAAGGCGGCCGACGGGAACAACGACAAGGGGGAGGGGUCUCAGCAGGCAACGGCUGGCCUUCGGGUCCGGCUGGAGUCGCUUGAGAUCCCUAUCCUGACGCGGUUGCUGGACUCGAUGUUAGAGGAGAUCGGAGAGCAGCGGGCCCAGAUCGAGGGUCACCUGGGGAACUCGAAGGUGGCAGCGCUCUACAAGGAGGUCAUGUCACGUGUGGUGACCGCGAAAGCAGAGGAGGAGGCUGCCUACCACUUCGCAGGCAUUGUUAUAGAUAACAUUGACCUCCCGUCGGAGACCCUCUUGGAGAUCCUUUCGCAAAAGUUUAGCGUGUUGGCCGAGCAGGAUGGUCCUCAAGUGUCCAAGGCAUUUGCCGAGCUUUUUGGUCUGGGGGUGCCGGCGACAGAAAGUGAUAUGGAGGCUUCUGGUCGGCUCUUGGGCCGGCACAAUGGCGUCGAGAUUCGCGAGUACUACCCUGGGUGGCGUGGAGCUGAUGGAGGAAUCUACGUUGGCCGGGGAGGCGGUGGCCUCCCAUGCUCUGUUUUCCAGGAGCCCUACUACGAGCAGUUGGUGGUGGGGCAGGUCAAGGAGGCCUUGGAUGGAAGGGCCCUGUAUGUGCACAAAGGUGAAGAGGAUACAGCGUAUGGUGUGAUCAGCACCUAUGUUCUUGGGAAGGAGCCGCAGCCGGUGUGGAAUGAAGCUGUCUGGAAGAAGUGGCUGGGUUUCUGGCUGCUGGGGCGGCCCACAACGCCUGCUUCUUUCCUCGGUGUUGUGCUCUGCCUGGGCUUGCGCGCAAGGCCGGGGUCGUUGGGUACAUUCAUUCGAGUGUUGCCCUGCUGUGCUAAAGAGCACUUCAAGCAGUCGCCGGUGGAACUUCUUCCCAUGGCUCUUCCCAAGGAGAGCCCAGAGAUGGUUCGGGUGAUGAAGGUGAUGUUGGAAGCCUGGGGCUCGCAUGACCUCCCAUCGGAGACCUGGCUGGAGAUCGUCGAGCAGGGCUCACGCGUUGGUGUGGAGGCGUGGACCUGGCUCCAAGUGGCUUUGCUGAAUCAUAUGUGGGAUGGUUCCAACCACAUAUUGGGACAGGGGCUGCUGCACCCAGCGACUUGGACCGUGGCUCAGAAAGCCACUUGCGAGCGCCUCCGGGGCUAUGCGGAGCUCUUUGUCGAGGGCAAGGAGGCGAUUGAGAUCGGGUCGUGGGAAAGCCUGCGGCAAUCGCUUGGAGACAUGUAUGCUGGGCGUGAGGUGCAGAAGGCCUACAAGCUGUCUUGGGCGGCCAUUGCGCCGCAUGUUCCAGGCUGGAAGGACCCGGAGCUCCUUAGGAUACCGGACCAGGAGCUGGGGGAGGCUGUUACUUCAGCCUCUGUUUUGGUGGACAGCCGCGAGGAGUACGACCUCAUUGUGUCGCACCUGGUGGAGGCCGACGGGACGUGGCUGAGGACCCUCCGGCUGAUCAUCAAUUUGAUCCCGAGCAAUCAAGUGCAGGCCCGGGUGCCUGGACAGCCUUCUGCCCAUAUGGGCUACUCCCCGAUUUGGGGGCAAAUCGCCCUGCUGGAGGAUGAGGUGGUUCUCUGCUAUGCUGAAGACGUUCGCCACUGCUUUCACAUUUUCGCGCCAUCGCCAAAGUGGCGGGGGUACUUUGUGAUUGGAAAGGUGGCUGCAAGCAGCUGCUUCAAUGAUGGGAAAGGCAGCCUGAACAGCCGGCCGCGCGUGAAAAGUGCACCCAUGGGGUGGUCGAAUAUCGUGGACUUUAUCCAGAGCUCGCUGGAAAGGUUCGGGUCUUUGGCCGGGGUGCCGGCUGACCGUGUGGUGCGAAUGGGCGAGCCUGCACCUCUGAUGCCCCUCAGCACGCCCCGAAAGUACCACAGCUUCUAUGUCGACACCUAUGAUGGGUUCAAGGUGGUGGCAGCGUGUGACGCUGGAAUCUAUGAGGGCCGGCCUUCGGAUGCUCAACUUCAGCUACGAGAAGUGUUCAAGGUUUGGAAUGUGGGCCGGGACCCCAAAAAGGCGGCGGAAGGAACUUUGGCUUGGAGCUCCUUGGGAGCAGAACAACUGGGUGACCGGGGGCUUGUCGGCGAGGCUUGCGGGUCACAGGAGCUGCUUUCAGUGCUCCUGAUGAUCAUCAGCUCCUUGCCCAUGCACUGGAUGGACCAAAGGGUGCAGGUCUCGCCGAACGUAUACGCCACGGAUGCCUCUCUUGAAGGCGGCGGGGCCUGUGUGACCACCGGGCUGUCAGCUCGAGGUCGCGCCAAGUGCCACCUGCUGGGAUCUGGGGAUGAUCUUGGUGGGUCUUGUGACCCGGUGCUGAUCGUUGAGGUUUUCGGCGGAAUGGGUGGCCUGCGGCAGGCAUGCCAGUUGCUGGGACUUCAGCCCCAGGGGCUGAUCUACAAGACACCAGCGACUUUUCCAAAAGUCUCCAAGGUAAUCUUUGGAGGAGGCUGGGCAGGCCCUAGCUCCAUGAGUGGAGCUUCUUCCUCCUCCGGCGCGCCGGCUGAGGUGGAUGGGCACCUGGAUGCGAUGAUUCAGCUGCGAAACUGGCUCGGCCAGGCAAGCAAGGCGGUCAAGCUGGCCCCCUGGGAGAUUGUGGAGAUCUACGAGCAUGUGAUGAUGAAAGAAGAAACCCUCGAGCGCAUGUGCUCCAAGCUGGAGGCGGGGGUUUUCUUUAUAGAAGGAGCCCAGCUGUUGAGGUGCCGACGGCCACGCUUGUGGUGGCUGCGGGGCUUGAACGUGGUCACGGCUGGUGACAUGAAGCUCAAGCGGGUGGCAGAUAAGCCAACUUCCAUGGUCUUUGACACUGAGAGACCGCCCGUCAGCACCUUUCUUCGACCGGGAUGCCAGAAGCUGGACAAGGAGAAUGAGGCUUUCUUCUCCUUUGGAAGGCCCGAGCCAAAGCAGGCGGCACCGAGGGAAGCUGCGAUUGAAGACCUGGACUCCAAGACUUUGGGGAGAUGGAAGGGCGACAGCUGGAGACUGCCGCCCCGCCACUACGUCGAGGCCAACAUGGUGAAGGGCAGCUCUGGAGUUCGACGGCUACAGUCGGACGAGCAGCUGAGGAUGUUGGGGUUCUUCAGUGACCACCUCAGUUUCAAGCAGAAGGUGACGGAGGACCAGAAGCAGCAGAUGAUCAGCAGCUCCUGGCCGGUUGUGGUUGCGGCACGGCUUCUGGUAAACCUGGUCCUCCCCCUGUCGGAAGCUGGAAGCCGAGAUCUCAGCGCGGAACUGUGGAAAAUCUGGGAGGCUGGUGAGGCACGAUCCCAGCAACUUUUGCAAGCUUCUUGGAGCUCGAAGUUUGGGUCGGGGUCGAGCGGGCGGGUCAAUGUGGAUCACUUCCGAUCUUUGGGGGUGAGCCAUUCCGACCUGCCUGUUCGGCUGGCCUUGGACCCUGACCACCGCCUUAGCGACGAGCAGUUCUUGGCGAUGCUGGUGGGGAGGAACGUGUCGCACAAGGGCACGGAUGUGAGAUUUGACAUGGGAUUGCCAUUCGUGGCAUCAGAUUUUGGAAGGCGGUCGGUGGAUCCGACCCUUUGGCAGUGGAAGGUGCUGCUGAGUUACAAAUGGAAGCAACAAGGACAUAUCACCCUGUUGGAGUCUGUGGCGGUGCUGGACCUGAUGAAGAAGCUCACGCGCGCCGCGGAUGUCACCAACAGAAAGCUGAUCCUGAUGGUGGACAACCAAGGAGUGGUCGGUAUCCUGGCAAAGGGGCGAAGCUCGGCCAGGAUUAUGCAGAACCCUCUCCGGCGGAUCGCGGCGCUCCAGCUCGCCUCCAACGUGCGCUUGCUUGUGGUUUGGGUGAAGACGGAGUGGAACCCAGGCGACGGUCCCAGUCGCUGGGUGAAGAAAAGGCUCGGUCAUUUCAUCCCUUCGGUUGAACCCCAUCUCAUUGCAAGUUGGCGGCUUCAUGCAGCAUGGGGCCGUUCGGAACUUCCAGCUCGGGCACCUCCCUUCACAGUGGCUUUGAUCUAUGCCCUUGCUCAGCUGGCUUUUGAAGCGGGUUGGAGAGACACGGCGGUGCUGUUCUUGCUGGGCUUUCACACUUUUGCACGGUCGGGGGAACUCUUUGCGGCCAAAGCUGGGGACUUCGUCUUGUCUCGUGGCAAAGGCACUUGGACUCUUCCUAUGAGCAAAAGUGGUCAACGGCAAGGGGCCGUGGAGUCACUGACCAUUGAUGACUUCUUUGUAGGUACGGCCGUCGCCAACUUCUGCAAACACAAGCAGCCUGGGGACUUGUUGUCCCAAGUGUCUCCGGGCCUUCAACGCAAACGCCUCAGUGAGCUGCUGCAGAAGUUAGGGAUUACGGCCCCUUACCGCUGGUACUCCCUCCGUCGCGGCGGUGCCACCCACGAGUUCCGCCGCUCUAAUAAUUUGGCCAGUGUUUGCCUUCGUGGGCGCUGGUCUGCGGUACGAACCGCUCGCAUCUACCUUUGUGAUGGCCUUGCUCAGCUGUCUGAGCUUCAGUUGCCACCGGGCAAACUUCGGCAGGUGCAGGCCUUAGUUGUGGCUUGUGCUGUUUGGUGCGCUGGCCUCUGGGUGCGCGUGCCCGAGGGGCGUGGUCAGGGAAAAGAAUGGAAGCUUCCCAGCCGGGCUGCCGUGUCCAUGAUGGCCGAGUGGGCAUCACGGAUUCGGGUGACCACCCAGGAGGCGGCUGCGAUGCAGGCACAGCAGCACAUGACCCAAGCGCACUUGAAGGCUCUGCAAGCCAUGAUCAGCAGCACGGCGGGGCAGGUCCGAUCCCGUGAGGCUGUGCUGUACGGCGUGCUGGCUCAGGCUGAGGAGUACGAGGCCGCCGCGCUCAGUGCGCAGCAGAAUGAGGCGUACGCAGCCGCGGAGAAGACGGUGUCGCCGGUCCAGGAAGACCCGGAGGAGGCAAUGCUGAAACAGAGGCUUUGGCAGCUAACGGCCUCCUGUGACCGACUCGUCGAUGAGGUGCACAGUGCCAGACACGAGCGCUCGGCGGAAGCGAGGACCUUGAAUGCCCUCUCCUACACUGAAGAUCGGCUUGCUGAGUCCCGCCACGAAGCAGCAAGGCUGUCAGCGGAGGUGUCGCAACCGGCACCUGCGCGGCUGCAGGACCUGCGAAGCUCACGGCUGCGAGGAAGCAGAGCGUCCGCGUCUGGCGCUCUCUUCACCGAGGAGGCCGUGUUGCGGGCUGAGGAGGAGGAGCUCACAGCUCGAUGCCGCGCUGCCGAAGUGCGCGUGGCGGGGCUGCGCCACGAGGUCGGGGAGCGACAAGCCCAGUUUGGGCAAAUGCAGCAAGACCUCAAGGAUCAGAUUGCCAACCUGCGGAAAGAGCUCAACGACGCUGCCGGUCGGCGCGUGACUCAUGAUGGCGGAAUGCAAGAGCAGCUGCGGCAGCUGGAGCUGCUUCGGCACCGAGAGCUGCAGCACCUGCGCUUGCAGGAGGAGCAACUCGAGUCCCUGCAGUAUGGGGAGCAUUGGGAGGAGCCUGUGAUCUUCGCUACUUCCGAUCCUCCGGCACGGCUGGUGGACCCGGGCCUAAUGGAGGGAAGUCCACCACAGAGGAGCUAUGGACCGGGACGCCGGUCUGAUCUGCGCCAGGUCAUGGCACCAUCCUCCUUGGUGGCCCACUGGCCGCGGGAUCUGGAGGCAAGCCUGAGCUCUCAGUUCACGCAAGAAGACGGGACACCGCAGAUCAAAGAUCUCGAUCCUUCAGGCGAUGAGUCACCGCCCCUGCCGGCUCGGUCGAGGUUGUCCCUGCGGCCGCGGCUUCCGCGCGGGGAGUUUGAGGCUCGUAUCUCGCGGCUCUCUGAGUCUGUGGGCGCCUCGCUUCAGCGUCUUGCCGAGGAAGAUCUCCGAGGUUGA